Alternaria rosae is the source of this 1059-nucleotide messenger RNA. RefSeq names its product meiotically up-regulated gene 182 protein. Gene Ontology annotation, cellular component: mitochondrion. The transcript has 4 exons. The coding region runs from base 191 to 901 and encodes 236 amino acids. NCBI's taxonomy places the organism in Eukaryota, Fungi, Ascomycota, Dothideomycetes, Pleosporales, Pleosporaceae. The record is from RefSeq and is a predicted model, not a curated record. Gene Ontology annotation, molecular function: NAD(P)HX epimerase activity.
CCCAGAUAAUGUCUUUCGUACAGGUCGAAGCUGAUUUUGUUGUGAUGUUGUGGAAUCGCUGUUGUGUUCAACUCAUCAUCCUUGAGCAGUGAUGUAAUUGUAAUACCAUGUUGUUCACGAUUAUAUGCUGUGAUUACAACUAUCUCUUACUCCCACAUCACGCAUCAUCUGUAACUUGAAAGACGAUAAGAUGGCUCUUCGAACUCUCUCCGCCAAAAGCGCAGCUGCACUUGACCAAGAACUCAUGUCUUCGGGCGCAUUUUCCAUCGAUCAAUUGAUGGAACUCGCUGGUCUUUCUGUUUCACAAGCAGUCUUCAAAUUACAACCCCUCAGCAAAGGCAAGCGCAUCCUUGUAGCAUGUGGUCCUGGCAACAACGGCGGUGAUGGAUUAGUCGCAGCCCGCCAUCUUUUCCACUACGGUUACCAACCUACGAUCUAUUACCCAAAGCAGAGCAAGAAUGAGCUCUAUCAGCGCCUCAAGAAACAACUCGAAGACCUCAAAGUGCCAUUCACAGAAGACUUCACAAGCGCACUCAAACAAACCGACCACAUAGUCGACGCAAUCUUCGGCUUCAGUUUCUCCGGCGAAGUGCGCGAGCCUUUCCCCAAGGUCAUCGAGGCUCUAGCAUCUACUUCUGUCCCUGUUCUCGCGGUCGAUGCACCAUCAUCGUGGGAUAUCGAGAGCGGACCUCAAGAUUCGGGACCCGGCAAGGGCUUCAUGCCACCAGCUCUCAUCAGUUUGACCGCACCAAAGCCUUUGGUUAAGAAGUUCACUGGGAGACAUUUCCUUGGUGGGAGGUUCUUGAGCCCGGAGAUGGCGGAUAAGUAUAAUCUUGAUAUUCCAAAGUAUGAGGGCUUGGAUCAGGUGGUUGAAGUACCGGUUGAGAAUGAAAAGCUGUAGAUAAGGACCAUGAAUGCUUGUAGCUUAGCUUCAUGGAUACAGUACGGUGUCGUUUUGCGCAUCACGAUGCAUGGUCAAGGUGUUUUGGUACCUGCUUGUUGUGACUAGCGUGGUUUCCCCGCAGAGCCGCGGUACGGCUAACAGCGGUCUUGAGAUGU